UUUACUUUCCGUACAGUCAAAAGUAGGUCACCAUGAUGUUGAAGAACAAGUGUACAAGCUUCAAUGUGUGUUCUUCACCUAGAAUACGUUUGUCUGUCCCCAAUCUCCCCUUUGAGCCAUGGCAGCAUCCCCGAUGAACAACACUGAACCAACUCCUGAUCUUCAACUAGCUAUUGUUGAAUGGAAACCCCCCAAUUUACCGGAACCCUUUGUCACUAUCGCUCAGCUUCCACCCUCAAAAACAUCUCCUCUUGCUCCGUUAACACCUUCAUCUGAACUUUCGGGUAUACGCAAACGCAAACGGCUGAAGCCUGAGAAACUCGAGUUUUCUUCAAUCUAUGUGGAGAAGAAACGUUCGUCUUCAAAAGAUAAGGCGGUACAUGAUCCUUCAAGAAGGCGUUUGCGUUUGGGAAAGGAAAAUGCAACGAAAGGCUGUAAGGCUCCGGUCAAAAUCUCACAAGCUAUGAUUCGAGCAAGGGAGGUUCAAUCAACCCUUGGAAAUGAGCACCCUACCUUUAUAAAAACAAUGCUUGGAUCACAUGUUACUCGUUGUUUUUGGAUGGGCCUUCCAUUUCGUUUUGGCAGAUCGUUUUUACCGAAGCAAGACUCUUUGAUGGUAAUCGAAGAUGAAAAUGGGGAGCAGUCAAAUUGCAAGCUCAUUGCAUAUAGGUAUGGGCUUAGUGCAGGUUGGAGAGAGUUUGCAGUUAGACAUAAGUUGCGUGAAGGGGAUGUUUUGAUCUUCCAGUUAGUUGAAUCCUGCAAAUUUAAGGUUUACAUUGUAAGGGCAAAUGAUUUAAAAGAAGUCGAUGGUGCUGUUAGUGAUAUAACCCACAAUGCACAUGAAGAACACAUGACUACAGCCACGAUUAACAGGUAUACUAAAUCAAAAGGAAGAAAGUGUUCAAGUCCGAGUUCUCUUCCCUUAACCAAGGUUAAAAAGCAGCACAAAAGAUCUAAACCACCUACUCAGCCCGUCAGCCACAAUAUGGACCAUUCCGCAGCUGACUCACAAGUUCAAGAAGGUUCCCCUAAACCAAAUCUUUCACUAAAAGAACUCAAAACCUUCAAAGACUUUCACAUCAUGGUCGACAAACAAUGCAUUGACUCAGAGCUUUCCGAAGAAAUCCGUAUAAAUUACUUCAAGCUCUGCAUUGGAAGAAAUGAAAUCCUUCACGCCGGUGUUCGUGAAGGCCUGUUCUACAAGUUAGUGGCGGGUGUGAUUGGUGAAACCGUAAACAUUGCAAAUAUGAUAAGAAACUGCAAGCUCACCACAAGGAAGGAAGAAUUCGAUGUAUGGGAUAGUUCCUUGAAAUCUUUUGAACUCAUAGGAAUGAAAGUUGGAUUUUUACGUGAUAGGAUACGAGUACUCGCAAACCUUGCAUUUGAAUCUGAAGAUGCAAAAAGAUAUGUGGAGGCGAAAGAGGAACGAAGCCGGAACGCAAAUGAGAUUAAGGUUUUGUUGGCAAAGCUGGUGAAAUUAUAUGAAAGUAAUAAAAAAAUUAACGGGGUUGUGGAUGGUUUGAAAGAGAAAGCUGAGAGGUAUGAGAUUGAGUUUCAGAAAAAGGUUGAUGCACCAUGGUAGAAGCUAUGGUGGUCAUGUAAAUAUGUUGGUGUUGUGUGAAUCAUGUAGGUCUUAAACUUUUGUAACAAUAACCAGACAUUUGGUCUAUCUCGGGGUGUGUUGUUCGGGUCAUUUAAUUGGAUUUUGGAUUAGUUGUUUU
Molecule: messenger RNA, 1721 nt
Organism: Helianthus annuus (common sunflower)
Lineage: Eukaryota; Viridiplantae; Streptophyta; Magnoliopsida; Asterales; Asteraceae
Product: B3 domain-containing protein Os01g0234100
Exons: 7
Coding region: 119-1582 (487 amino acids)
Molecular function (GO): DNA binding
Source: RefSeq, a predicted model, not a curated record